AUGGCCAACUCGAAGCCAAGAAAUCCUGGCAGCGAGACUUUGAGCGCCAACCAUUGCAGCUCCAUUCGACAAAACGGCGACAAAAUUCCAAGCAAGUGGACCGGUGACGACAGGUAUGUGGAUGAAAGGUUGGGUUCGGAGAUGCCGGAAGUAGAGCGACGUCAAGUUGAACGAGUUUAUAACGAGCAUCAGCUCGCCGAUCCAGAAGAGGGAGUGCACCCACAGAAGGAUAAAUGCGGACGUGAGAAGAUUGUGUACGAUGAAGUGAGAGCCGACAUUCGCGGCGACCUUGACUAG
This is a messenger RNA of Letharia lupina, 297 nucleotides long. RefSeq lists its product as uncharacterized. The transcript is spliced from 2 exons. The record is from RefSeq and is a predicted model, not a curated record. NCBI's taxonomy places the organism in Eukaryota, Fungi, Ascomycota, Lecanoromycetes, Lecanorales, Parmeliaceae. Bases 1 to 297 code for a protein of 98 amino acids.